This is a messenger RNA of Lampris incognitus (smalleye Pacific opah), 2415 nucleotides long. It is a transcript of the gene ldlrap1b, whose product is annotated as low density lipoprotein receptor adaptor protein 1b. Gene Ontology annotation, cellular component: early endosome. The coding region runs from base 325 to 1263 and encodes 312 amino acids. NCBI's taxonomy places the organism in Eukaryota, Metazoa, Chordata, Actinopteri, Lampriformes, Lampridae. The record is from RefSeq and is a predicted model, not a curated record. The transcript is spliced from 9 exons.
UGUGAUCGCCACUCACAAAGGGGAGCGGAGCCGAAACGUGCCACGCGUUCAUCAAACGCACCUAAACUGAAGCACCGCCCGUCGCUCGCGUGAUCGCCACCAACACGCGUCACGCUCGUUAAUCUGGUUAAUUUACAUACGUAGCACCGCCCAGAGAGGCGGGGCACGAAAAAUCCAUCGAUCCGGAGCCGCGGAUGAGGCUAAACGGAAAAACAGCUGAGGAAAAAGUUUGGCGGAGAGAGGGGCUGCGGAUCGAGCGACGCACUUCCAGUGACCAGGAGCAGACGCUCGUUUGGAUCUUUACCCCGGUUUUUGGAUGACGAUAUGGACGCUUUGAAAUCAGCCGGGAGGGCGAUUAUUCGGAGCCCCAGUAUCGCCAAACAGUCGUGGGGUGUUGGCAGGCAUAAAAAGCUUCCAGAGAACUGGACGGACACAAGGGAGACCCUUCUGGAGGGUAUGGUGUUCCAGUUGAAAUACUUGGGUGUCACGCUUGUCGAGCAGCCAAAAGGAGAGGAGCUGUCUGCAGCCGCCGUGAAGAGGAUAGUGGCCACGGCCAAAGCCAGUGGAAAGAAACUCCAGAAAGUCACAUUAACAGUCUCCCCACGGGGAAUCAUCCUUUAUGACAGUGCCUCCAACCAGCUGAUAGAAAACAUCUCCAUAUACAGAAUAUCUUAUUGCACAGCAGACAAAAUGCAUGACAAAGUGUUUGCCUAUAUCGUCCAGAGCCAGCAAAAUGAGACCCUUGAGUGUCACGCCUUCCUCUGCACCAAGAGAAAAGUGGCCCAGGCAGUUACGUUAACGGUGGCCCAGGCUUUCAGAGUGGCAUUUGAGUUCUGGCAGGCUGCCAAGGAAGAAAAAGAGAAGCGUGUGAAGUCGGGUUCGGAUGGGGAAGGAGCCAGCAGCUCUCAAUCAGAAAGCUCAGCCAGCCUGGGAAGCCUGAAGGGAGGAGAGGUGGCCACAGGGAAUCUCCUGGAUUUGGCAGAGGGGGCCAAUGUGGCACUGAUCCAUUCAAGGACAACGGAGAGCGAACCAGAUCCCUUUAUGGUGCAUAACCAAGCAACCGAGAACAACAACACUGUAUGGGAGUUGGAGGAUGGUCUGGACGAGGCUUUCUCAAGACUCGCUGAGUCUCGCACUAACCCCCAGGUCCUGGACAUUGGGGUAAACCCUCAGGACUUAAACACUGACGAGUGCCUAUCCCCAGGAAAAUGGGACCAAGCGGACACGGAGACCGCCGAACAAAAGGAUGCUUUCGGUUUCUAAGGCGAAGCUGCUGAUGCGGAGGAGGAGGGGGGGGUGAGAGUGGACAUGGAUGAGGGGAAACGGUGGAAGAGACAUGGCUAGAGACUGGAGAACCGGCAAAAGGGACGCAGCUUUCACAAGCAGGUUUUCUUCCCAGCAUCUCAUUGUUGCCUAGUCAGUCAGUGGUGCCAUCUAGUGGAUGUGGAUGGUAGAGGAGGGCAACGUGAGCAGGCUGCUCAGAGACCAAAGCAAUACAAACCAAUUUCUCCCUUUUUCUAUGAAAAACAAAAAACAACAAAAAAACAAACCAUGCAGUUAUUUGAUGUAUGUUACAGUCAGUGUAUACGUUACUUUAUUUCAGUUUACCCACUCACUGUGCGUAAUGCUACGUUGUUUGUAUUGUGUGUGUUUGUGUACAAGGCGUUCGAGUAUGCUUGUAUGUAUAUGUAUGUGUAAUGGACAUAUGAGGUUUGAGUUGAAUUCGGCACAGUUGACUAAAUGACGUAAGAGCUAAAACGGAGGUGCCGAUACAGUCGUAUUUACGUAGAGAUGGAGAAUUGUAACUGGAUCAUAGGGACAAAUUUACCUGUAAGCUACGACACCACCCGUUGUAGUAACCAGGGUUAAAAACAAAUGAGGUCAUGUUCUGUGCUUUAAGACUACAGACUGGUUGGGUGAACAGGCUUUAAAAAUGUGUGUGUGUGUGUGUGUGUGCGUGCGUGCGUGUGUGUGUGUUAAAUGAUAAGACAAUCUUUUUUCAUAUGCAAAUCUAUUUUUGCACUCUACAUUCAUCCCUCUCUAAAGCACAUAUUUCAUGUAAAAGAAUUUACCAACAAUAACCUUCAUGGUCAAUACUUAGGCUUAUAUACCACUGUAUGUUAAAUUAAAUUAAAAAUUUUUUUAAUUUACUUAUUUCCUCUGGCAAAAGGUCCCAGUGUUAUGACAUUUUAGUUAACGUUUGAAAUUAAUUUAAUUGAGUAAUUUGCAUAAACUUGAAUAACAUUUCAAAGUGUGUCUGUGGUAUUUUGUUUAAACUCCUGUGGCACCUCCUCUAUCAGGUUCUGGUUUCCUUUGACAUUUGGCUAAAUUGAAAUUACAUUUUAAAGACUGUUUCAGAUUAUCAUUAUUCAAACCAAUCAUCGGCUGUUUAGUAGUGGAAAACCGCUCCAUUUG